Monodelphis domestica (gray short-tailed opossum) is the source of this 2731-nucleotide messenger RNA. RefSeq names its product protein GVQW3-like. NCBI's taxonomy places the organism in Eukaryota, Metazoa, Chordata, Mammalia, Didelphimorphia, Didelphidae. The record is from RefSeq and is a predicted model, not a curated record.
CCAUUAAAUAAGACUAGUUUUUAUUGUUUGACUUGUGGAACAGAGAAGUGAUCCUAGUGGAAUAUGCUUCACUUUGCAGGAAAAAAAAUGAUUUCAAGGUCCCUGUAUUAGCAUUCUUACUUGUAGAGUAUAGAAAAGCAUGCUUCCUGUUGGUGUAAAAAUGAGUGACCGUUACUUAGAACAAAGAAUUCAUAUCAAACUUUGUGUAAAGCUAAACAAAUCUGCCAGUGAGACACUUGAAAUGUUAAAAGAAAUUUAUGGAGAUGAAGUAAUGUCAAGAGCAAGAGUUUUUGAUUGGCACAAAAGGUUUAAGGAAGGUAGGGAUGAUGUCCAUGAUGAUGCCCGGAGUGGGCGCCCAAUCACUCACAGGACCAAUGAAAAUGUUGAAAAGGUUCGAGAUUUGGUUCGUUCAAAUAGUCAAUUGACUGUGAGAAUGAUGGCUGAAAAAUUGUCUUUAGAUAAAGAGACAGUUAGACUUAUUUUGAAAGAGAAUUUGAAUAUGAGGAAAGUUUCUGGUAAGAUUGUGCCUCGAACAGUUUCAGUAGAUGAUACUGGUGAGGUCGAGCUAAAAUAGAGUGGAACCAAUCUCCUUUGAAAGGAGUUUUCAUGAUUGAUCUUUCAGUGAUUCUUCCUUAUUCUAUUAAAUUUCAUUGCUAUAGAAGCAACUUAAAAUAAGGUGACCGUCUUCAAUCAUUUUCACUAAGUUUUCUUGGUAUAAAAUGUGAAGAAAGUAUAAAUGAAAGGUAAAAGCAGUGAUGAUAUAAUGGAGGUAGCACCCACUGCAGUUAAUCAGUUAAAGAACUAGAUCCCCUCCCUUUUUAAAUGCAUGGGGUGAUUUUUGCUUUAUUGCUAAGGUCUAAUUCAUACAUCUGAAAGGUGAGUAGCUAGUAGUUUAAGGGUGAGCCAGGACUUGUACUGUAUCAUGUAAUCUUUAAAACAAAAGAGUAGGAUGAGUAGAUUGUAUAUGUCUACAGAAAAUGAUUCUGUUGGUAUUGGAGUUGGAGCUUACCUUAUAACAGGACAGUAAUUCAAGUAAACCCUCAAGAAUAGAACACCAUGAAAAGGCUGUUGGGAAAAGGAUGUAGAAAGGGCUUUGACAAAAGCAUGGUUGUGAUUUUAGUUUGAAAUUCAUGCCUUGUCCUAGUCUUGUCCCUUGGUAUAGGAAUGUGAGGUUUAGCUUCUGGAAAGUUUCUCUAAGUUAAUUUAAUCCAAAAUCUGCUACCAUUCAACAAGAAAAUGAAAUUUUAGUGGAAAGGUGAAUGCAGCAUUGACAAUUAACUACCACAACUUAUUGUGGAUGUUAUUGGUACACUAGGGAUUAAAGUUCACAAUUUGUAAACUGGAAGACAGCAACAAGUAACUGAGGUUUCUGAGGAAAGCAUGAUUUUAAACUAAAUCUAGAAAAGUCCUAAAAUCUUCAGAGCUAAUAAAAAGGGAAAUGACAAUGCUGCUGUAAAUGUUGAUGAAGCCAUAAUGACUUCAAGACAACUUUAAUAAAGUAAUAGAGUGGUUAAUUGGUUAGUAAAGAAUGCCAUAUACUUUGCAUAGCUAAGAUUAGUAGAUUGUAAGGUUCUUGAGGUCCAAGACUUAACAAAUUCACUAAUUUCUCUACACUUGAAAAUUUUGGUUGAAUGAAUUCACCAUUCUUGGUAUCAGUGAAGCAGAAAAACUGAUCCUCAAAAUUACAAUAAAUCUUAGAAACUGAAUAGCAGUUUUAUAGCUACUGACAAGUUUGGCAAGGGAAUGGGCAGGAAGAAUAUUCAAUCUCAAUAUUAGUUUUCUAAAAUCAUGUUGGAAUAAGCCCAAAGGACUUAACAAUCAAACAUGUUAUGCUGUGCAUGAAACAGGAAAUAAGAAAUUUGUAUCUUAAGUUUUAGGUAAAGGCUUAUACUGAAAUGCUAGUGAUUCAUGAGACUCAUUACACUAAUGGCAUUAGUCAGUGGCCUCCCUUGAGCUUCACUAAUAGAUAAUCAGAUUACUUAGGGAGUGUUGUAGUAUUAUACUUGGUACACUGGGGAUUAAAGUUCACAAUUUGUAAACUGGAAGACAGCAACAAGUAACUGAGGUUUCUGAGGAAACCAUGAUUUUAAACUAAAUCUAUAAAAGGUAAAGACAAAGCCUACAUUCCAAACAAUACAGUUUUCUUGUUUUGGCCAGCAAGGUUGUGUAAAGAAUAUAAAAGUAAUAGCUGGAUUUCCUAGAAACUGCUGUUUAAAAUUGUCAUUAGUUAAUUCUCAAUAUCUGCAUAUUUAGGGUAUGUCAUUGCUAGAUCCAUCUUCCUGACAGAUGUAAUAUAAUAAUGCUUAAGUUGCAAAAAUGUUGAUGUUUCAUACUUAAAACAGAUUGUUUUUUGUUAUUGUUUUGAAACUAAAAAUCAAGUUCUUUUCUGUCUAUUCUUCUGCCACUCUAACCUCAUGGCCUCCUUAGACUUCUCAUCUCUUUUUCCUAUUAAUCUAGUUACUUAGUUAUUUCCUAAUGCUUUCAUUUAGGCCCUAAGGCACCUGUACUUUGAUAGUCCCUUUGUAUCCCUUCUAUGACCUGCAUUUUUCCAUUACAACUUUAUUUUCUUUGGUAAAGAUCAGGUAAAAGGAAAUGUUCCUCGGCUAUUGCUUAAUACAAACAGACCUACUUAUUGAUCUUAACAGUGCUGUCUCUGUCACUUGUUUCUGUCAGACUUGUGUCACUCAUGUCUUUAUGCAUCUUUAAUAAACUAUUCCCUUUUUUGAUCCAA